AUGCAUCCAAAAGAAAGUGAGGCACUAGAUGUGCGCAAGAUAGGUGUGUCAUUAUACAGGGAUGAAGAUCCAUGUGAUGAAGACGGUGAUCAUAAGGGUGUGCUCCAUGUGAUGAAGGCGGCGAUCAUAAGGGCAAAAGCCCUGUACCCGACGUUGAAGAAGGCAGGAAGGUUCUGGGACAAAGGCAUGACACACCUGCACUUUCUCAUUCGUCACAGGGUGGGUGGUGCAUGGAAAGUCAGGCAGUCUAAGGCUGAACGGUGGACCAUUGAAGGCCUCCUGGUCCAAGAGUCUUGCCAUAUCAGGGGAGUAUUAUUAGAGAGUGCAAGGGUGAUUCAGAGACAACAUGAAACAAUUUAG
Molecule: messenger RNA, 360 nt
Organism: Suillus bovinus
Lineage: Eukaryota; Fungi; Basidiomycota; Agaricomycetes; Boletales; Suillaceae
Exons: 5
Coding region: 1-360 (119 amino acids)
Source: RefSeq, a predicted model, not a curated record